Messenger RNA from Ruditapes philippinarum (Manila clam), 1630 nucleotides. RefSeq names its product splicing factor 3B subunit 6-like. Gene Ontology annotation, cellular component: catalytic step 2 spliceosome; precatalytic spliceosome; U2 snRNP. The coding region runs from base 134 to 523 and encodes 129 amino acids. The record is from RefSeq and is a predicted model, not a curated record. Gene Ontology annotation, biological process: mRNA splicing, via spliceosome. Gene Ontology annotation, molecular function: RNA binding. The transcript is spliced from 4 exons. Lineage: Eukaryota; Metazoa; Mollusca; Bivalvia; Venerida; Veneridae.
GAUUUAAUGCAUUCCUAUUAAAAUUAUAAAAGUUACACAAAAAGCUCAAAUUUUCUUUCCGCCUUUUGAAAUGAAUUGUCGUUCAAAUAAACAAUCUUUCCAAAUAUGACACAGUCUACAUAAAAAUUUCAAGAUGGCGAUGGGAAGAAAAGGAAACGUGCGGCUUCCGCCAGAAGUCAACCGCAUUUUAUACAUCAGAAAUUUACCAUACAAAAUCACUGCAGAAGAAAUGUAUGAUAUAUUUGGCAAGUAUGGUGCAAUUAGACAGAUAAGAGUAGGAAAUACACCAGAUACAAAAGGAACAGCUUUUGUGGUGUAUGAAGACAUCUUUGAUGCUAAAAAUGCCUGUGAUCAUUUGUCAGGGUUUAAUGUAUGUAACAGAUAUCUUGUUGUCCUCUACUAUCAGUCAAAUAAGGCAUUCAAGAAAAUAGAUGCAGAUAAAAAGAAAGAAGAACUUGACAAAAUGAAACAGAAAUAUGGAUUAAGUACACCAGAUAUACACGCAAGCAAGCCAAAAUCUUAGUAACAGUAUGACAUUUGACAUUAUUGGACUAAAGUGAUCUUGGCUGUUUGUAUUGUAUGUUGUGAUCAGCUAAUUAUGAAUGGUUUGUCAACUAAUUCUAGUGUGUGAAAAUUGUAGAUUUGUGUAAGAGAAUUCCCAUAACUUUGAAUGUUAGUACUACAUACAGGAUUUGCCACCAAACAGGAUAUUAAAAUAAACUUAAUUUUGUAAAAAAACAAAAACAUUCAAACUCUUCAGGGACAAACGCGUACAUACAUACAAAAGUUAAUAGCUCUAAUUUAAUAAUUAAAUAUUGUAGUAAGGCACAGUGUAAUAAAUGAAGAAAAGUGUCUACAAGUAACUUAGAUAUUGUCAGUUUCUUUUUUCUUCUAAAGUGUAUGUUAUAAUGUAACAUUCCACAUAUUAUGUAUGGCACAAGAACAUAAAGUUUGGAAAUAGACUCGUAUUUAUACGAAAAUUGUAUUUUAAAAAAAAAGAGAUCUGUAAGAAUCGCCCCAUUUUUAAUAAUUUUUUACACAUGAUUUUAGCAUUUGUACAAGAUGUUUAAAAUUGGUAAAUAUAUUCACAUUAUUUGUAUCGAAUAUGUUGUUGAGAGAAUAUUUUAUUUGUUUUGAAUCUUUAUGUACUUAUAUACAUUGCAUUGGUUUGAAAUAAUCAUUUGUUGAUCCAGUGGAGAACGGGACAGGGUUUAGUGGUCACCACUUGGAUAUGGCUAGUAAGAGGAACCCUCUUAUAUUUGAAUAUAAACUGAAAAUCUCUCAAAAAUUUGUGAAAUUCAGCAAAAUUUUGAUUCAUGACACCCCAACCUCCCCCUCUGGGUCAACCUCACUUUGGAAUAUACCUUACCCUUAAGAAAUUUUGCACUCUGAUAAAUCCAGGGCUGAUAUUUUUUCUCUGAAGAUAGUACAAUGUGUAGCCAAAGUGAAUUAUAAUACAUGUAUAAUUAAUUAAUUAUAUUCACUCAUGUGAGACACAUAUUUUUGUUUGAUUAAUGACAUCUCUUGGCAGUGAGAGGUCGCUGUUACAUUUGCUCAUUGUUUUGUAUAUUAUUUCACCUCCAUGAUCAUAGCGCAAAAAUACCAUGAAUAAAUGUCACUUAAAAAAUGA